AUGCCUCAAAAGCCAGACAUAUUCCCAUUACAAACUGUGGAAGCUGUCAAUAAUUUUGAGAAUAUUAAUAACAUCUUGUACGAUCAAGUUGUGGAUUAUUUCCAGUUUUUAGGUGGUACAAAUCUAAUGGAAGCAGUAAAUUUUUGCAUAAAAAGAUCUAUAGCCGAUAAUGCAUUAAAAUAUUAUUCUGUUUGGGGAGAACAGAAUAACCAAGUUUUUUAUGAAAAAAAAUAUGUAAAGCCAUAUAUGAUGGUGUACAUAUUAACAGCAGUUUUGACCGUCCCACGGAACAACAGUUCCUCCAUGCCAUUGCCGAAGCAAUACGCUAUGCAAAACAGAGAAUACGCAAUAAUAUAAAUUAUCCACGACAAAAUGCGCACGGAGGUCGACGUAUUCGUCAAAGGCAAAACGCCAGAAAUAUUUUCGAAGAUGAAAACUUGGAUAAUGAAGACAACAUUGAUGAUCAUCUUGAUGAUCAUCCUGAUGAUCAAUGAAUGAACAUUGAAUUUGUUUAAUAUCAAUACUUUUAUAAUAUCUUAUCAAUAUUAUGUGCUGUCUGGGAUUCUCUC
This is a messenger RNA of Vollenhovia emeryi, 569 nucleotides long. RefSeq lists its product as uncharacterized. The coding region runs from base 1 to 357 and encodes 118 amino acids. NCBI's taxonomy places the organism in Eukaryota, Metazoa, Arthropoda, Insecta, Hymenoptera, Formicidae. The transcript is spliced from 3 exons. The record is from RefSeq and is a predicted model, not a curated record.